AAAUGCUGCAAGAAACUUCUUAAAUGACCGCGUCCGGCUGCCCGUGGAGCGUUUCUGGGUUGGGGAGAGGAAAGGAAAGUGGAAAAAAACUGAGAACUUCCUGAUCCCUCUCGCUGUGAGACAUGUCUGAGACUCCUGCUCAGUGUAGCAUUAAGCAGGAACGAAUUUCAUAUACACCUCCCGAGAGCCCGGUGCCGAGUUACGCCUCCUCGACUCCACUUCAUGUUCCAGUGCCUCGAGCGCUCAGGAUGGAGGAAGACUCGAUCCGCCUGCCCGCGCACCUGCGCUUGCAGCCAAUUUACUGGAGCAGGGAUGACGUAGCCCAGUGGCUCAAGUGGGCUGAAAAUGAGUUUUCUUUAAGGCCAAUUGACAGUAACACGUUUGAAAUGAACGGCAAAGCGCUCCUGCUGCUGACCAAAGAGGACUUUCGCUAUCGAUCUCCUCAUUCAGGUGAUGUGCUCUAUGAACUCCUUCAGCAUAUUCUGAAGCAGAGGAAACCUCGGAUCCUUUUCUCACCAUUCUUCCACCCUGGCAACUCUAUUCACACACAGCCAGAGGUCCUCCUGCAUCAGAACCAUGAAGAAGAUAACUGUGUCCAGAGGACCCCCAGGCCAUCCAUGGAGACUGUGCACCACAACCCUCCCACCAUUGAACUCUUGCACCGCCCUAGGUCACCCAUCACAACAAAUCACCGGCCUUCUCCCGACCCGGAGCAGCAGCCCCUCCGGUCCCCCCUGGACAAUAUGAUCCGCCGCCUCUCCCCUGCUGAGAGGGCCCAAGGCCCGAGGCUCCACCAAGAGAACAACCACCAGGAGUCCUACCCUUUGUCAGUGUCUCCCAUGGAGAAUAAUCACUGCCCGCCAUCCUCCGAGCCCCACCCGAAGCCCUCCAGCCCCCGGCAGGAGAGCACCCGAGUGAUCCAGCUGAUGCCCAGCCCCAUCAUGCACCCUUUGAUCCUGAACCCCCGGCACUCCGUGGAUUUCAAACAGUCCAGGCUCUCCGAGGAUGGGCUGCACAGGGAAGGGAAGCCCAUCAACCUCUCCCACCGGGAAGACCUGGCUUACAUGAACCACAUCAUGGUCUCAGUGUCACCGCCUGAAGAGCACGCCAUGCCAAUUGGGAGAAUAGCAGACUGUAGACUUCUUUGGGACUACGUCUAUCAGUUGCUUUCUGACAGCCGGUACGAAAACUUCAUCCGAUGGGAGGACAAGGAAUCCAAAAUUUUCCGGAUAGUGGAUCCCAAUGGACUGGCUCGGCUGUGGGGAAACCAUAAGAACAGAACAAACAUGACCUAUGAGAAAAUGUCCAGAGCCCUGCGCCACUACUACAAACUAAACAUUAUCAGGAAGGAGCCCGGACAAAGGCUUUUGUUCAGGUUUAUGAAGACCCCAGAUGAAAUCAUGAGUGGCCGGACAGACCGUCUAGAGCACCUUGAGUCCCAGGAGCUGGAUGAACAAAUAUACCAAGAAGAUGAAUGCUGAGGGAACCGCCAGGCCCCUCUGCAGCGGGCCAGCAGCAGGAGAACCUGCCCACCAGGACUACCGGAGGCGUGGUGCAGCAGGCGGGCUGAGGGCAGCUGCAGGAAGACGCAGAAUGGCAGGAACGCUUCUCUUGCGGACCAAGAGGGACCCCAGAGCACCUUAGACAAAGCACCCAGCAGUGGCAGGGGCACAAGCCCGGGACUAGCAUUUCACAUUUCCUUCACCUUUGGAAUCCACCUGUAAUCCUUCAUCCACGCCCUCCCAAGUCUGUUGUUAGUCUCAUGGUUGUUUUUUGUUUUUAGAAACAUGCAGUUUGACUUUUCAUCAUUCAUAUAGGGAAAGACAUCCAAUGUUGUUUUCCUAUGGAAAUGUAUAUCUAUUAUAUAUCUAUUUUUGCAAAUCUCGCAGAGUAUGGCCAGCCCAGCUUGUCAGGAAAGAGAAUACUUGCAGAAAAGAUCAGGUGCCACUUUUUCCUGCCAUAUGGGUCAGGUUUGUCCCUGUUGCAGUUGGGUCUUGGCUGAAAAAAGAAAAAAAAAUGCUUUUAAAA
Messenger RNA from Octodon degus (degu), 2028 nucleotides. RefSeq names its product ETS variant 6 (gene Etv6). Gene Ontology annotation, molecular function: DNA-binding transcription factor activity, RNA polymerase II-specific; sequence-specific DNA binding. Bases 123 to 1481 code for a protein of 452 amino acids. Gene Ontology annotation, biological process: regulation of transcription by RNA polymerase II; cell differentiation. Lineage: Eukaryota; Metazoa; Chordata; Mammalia; Rodentia; Octodontidae. Gene Ontology annotation, cellular component: nucleus. The record is from RefSeq and is a predicted model, not a curated record. The transcript has 8 exons.